Molecule: messenger RNA, 509 nt
Organism: Panicum virgatum (switchgrass)
Lineage: Eukaryota; Viridiplantae; Streptophyta; Magnoliopsida; Poales; Poaceae
Product: protein NRT1/ PTR FAMILY 1.2-like
Exons: 2
Coding region: 102-368 (88 amino acids)
Source: RefSeq, a predicted model, not a curated record
AGGCGGGGGAUGGCGGGGGAGAAGAGGACGGGGCGGAGGACGGCUUCUGUAACAGCUCCGCGCGAGCUCGCAUGUGCGAGGAAUAGACACCCCGGAGGCAGAUGUUCUCCGGGAUAGGCGCCGCCGUCGGCGCCGCGAUCAGGAACCACAGGGCGCGGUUGCCGGCCAAGACCGGCGACGGCGUGUACCACCACCUCAAGGACUCCAAGCUCACUGUCCCCACAGACCAGCUGAGGUUCUUGAACAAGGCGUGCAUGGUCUGCGCCACCAAGGAGGAGGACACGGAGUCCCCCAGCAACAGCGCGGCGUCGGCUGCGCUCCCGGAGCGGCUCGGCCGCAGCGGGAAGAGGCUGUACCCGGUGGACUGAGGUGUUAAUCACCUAUAAUCAAGAUUAAUCACGAGUUUAACUAAUUAAUUAGAGAUCUAAUUCUUCGGGUACAAAUCGAGUCACCAAAAUCGACUCAAGUUCAGUCCAAUUUUCUGGAGCCUGGGAAAACCCGGAUACUCC